AUGCGAGCUUCACAUCCUACUUCGAUUUAUUUUAUUCUUGUGCAAGAUGAUCAUAUCAUGCGUGUACCAGGAAGGAAUGUGUUACUAGCUGAACCAGCCCGUAUCUAUUCGGAUGUCUUUCCGAUCUCUGCUCGCUGUGGCUACACGGCAUGGAGCUUAAGUGGGCAUUCCUUCGUAGGAAGAUGCCGUGAAGAUAGUGAUAGAGCACUUUCAAUCUCACUCAGUGAACGCUGCACAUUCUAUGUGCGCGAUACAAGUAAUCGUGGUCCGUUACUUUCACACGCUUCUCGAACACGUCAGUUGGGCUAUUUAGACGAAGAACAUUACUGGUUGGGUGACGAUGACCACGAUCUCAAUUUUCGAGCUUAUACUACGCAUCGAUGA
Messenger RNA from Didymodactylos carnosus, 384 nucleotides. Lineage: Eukaryota; Metazoa; Rotifera; Eurotatoria; Philodinida; Philodinidae. The record is from the annotation of a GenBank genome assembly.